Miscanthus lutarioriparius is the source of this 954-nucleotide messenger RNA. Lineage: Eukaryota; Viridiplantae; Streptophyta; Magnoliopsida; Poales; Poaceae. The record is from the annotation of a GenBank genome assembly.
AUGGCGGUCCGGCUGGGCCCUGGCUGUUUGAGGAUAGGAGUAGCUCCUGCUGAACUUUGCACCUCACCAUCACCGUCACCAUCACCAUCACCAUCACCAUCACCACAGCUCUGCACUUCCCCCAAUUGGACCAUCGAUGUCUCAGACGUCAGAACGAUCAAGGUGACCAAUGUGCCUCUGUCAGCAACAGCAGAGAACAUGAAGGAGUUCUUCUCCUUCUCUGGCGACAUCGAGUACGUCGAGAUGCGAAGGGACUCAGAGACGUCUCAGGUUGCUUAUGUCACCUUCAAGGAGUUCCAUGGAGCUGACAAGGCUCUGCUCCUCUCUGGAUCAAGCAUGUGUGGCGAUGUUCCUGUGAACAUCGCACCAGUGGAAGACUACGAACUGCCACCGGAAGCCUACUCCCAUCCAGAAGUAAGGUCACCGGCGCCAGGAAUGCCGACCAGGGAGGCCGUGAAGAAGGCGGAGGAGGUGGUGAGCACCAUGUUGGCCAAGGGCUUCGUGCUGAGCAAGGACGCGCUGCGGCGCGCGCAGUCGUUCGACGGCCGGCACCAGCAGCUGCUGUCCACGGUGACGGCGCGGGUGGCGUCGCUGGACCGCCGCCUGGGGCUCAGCGACAAGUUCAGCCUCGGCACGGCCGCGGCGCGCGGCGUCGACGAGCGGUUCCAGGUCACGGAGCGCGCCUGGGGCGCCUUCUCCGCGGCCGGGGAGGUCGUGGCGGGCAGCCCCUACGCGUCUCGCGGCACCGCCUGGGUGUCGGCCGCCGUCGGCGCCGUCGCCAGGGCCGCGUCCGACGUCGGUGCCAUGACCAUGGAGAAGGUGGUCAGGGCCGAAGUGGAGGGCACGGCGGCGUUCGGUGCGGGCGCCGAGGCGGCGGGGCAAGGGCACGCGGCCCGUGUCGACGUGCACGACGAACAUGGAGUUGCAGCUCAGCACGGUCCACCUAAAGAAUAA